Molecule: messenger RNA, 213 nt
Organism: Anisakis simplex (herring worm)
Lineage: Eukaryota; Metazoa; Nematoda; Chromadorea; Rhabditida; Anisakidae
Source: the annotation of a GenBank genome assembly
AUGGCGAAUGGAGAUGGAAUACUCGUGUUACCGGACGAGUAUGGCACAGAGAGGCUGUCUGCGGUGAAUAGCAGUAGUCAGAUGAGUCGUUCGAGUUCGAAUCGUUUUCAAGUAAACCAUUUUGAAUCUUGUUCAUCUUCAGCCAGCUUCCGGGUUUUAAAUGAUUGCACUCAAGUGGCAUAUUCCCUGGGUGCACUCGAGCGAUCUCUAUAA